Molecule: messenger RNA, 928 nt
Organism: Neurospora hispaniola
Lineage: Eukaryota; Fungi; Ascomycota; Sordariomycetes; Sordariales; Sordariaceae
Exons: 1
Coding region: 258-440 (60 amino acids)
Source: RefSeq, a predicted model, not a curated record
GCCUAUCGUCUGUUACUCGCAUCUCUGUCUAGCGAACAGAACAUCCAUCUAUCUUUUGCAUGGUGUUGUGGCUUAAGGCAUUGCACGCCCUUACGCGUGACAGAUAGAGCGCAUGGGUUGACAUGAUGAGAGGCUGAAGACGGGAAGAACAAAGAGCACGUGCUUCGUUGCUUUGCAAACAGUGGACGCGGAGUGCAGUGCAGUGACAAUGCCUGCAGUGCCCUGUCGCUGAAUGGUGGGAGACGACGCAGGGAUUUAUGUAUGCCGGGUUGAUAACGCCCGAGUCUGCGCAGAAAGAGGCUGAGGAGCUGUCAAUGGGCAAGGGCGUAGCAGCUUGUACCUGGGUUGUCGACCCCGAGUCUAGUGAACGGCUAAUGGAAGUUGAAGAGCUUUGUUUCCCUCACCUUCCUCGUCACUCGUUAAACAGGAAAACUGUCUAGCACGGCCCAAGAUAUUGAGUCGUAGUAUUAACUAAGCUGUGUUACCCUCCUUUUCCAGGAAGAGUAGUAUUAAGUUUCUACAGCUCAAGGAUCAAGCUUCAUUCCAACUCAACCCAACGUCGCCAUCGCUAGCUCCCUUUUAACCUCUUCAACCGAGCUCAACGUUGAAGGUGGAGUUGAAGGACCUGGAAUGGGACAGGCUGGUAAUUGGGGUCUAUGGCCAAACCCAUACUACUUCGAGAUUUGGGAUACCAUUGGUGGGUGUCUUUCCAGCUGCUAAGCCAUACAGUUCCUUCAUAAAGGGAACACCAAGUGGCGCCACCCGUCUUCAUGAUGUCCUUAUUUGGACCUCGAGGAGCUGUACUGCAUGUAGACGUUACUGUACCAAGUUCAGUCUGUCAACCUAGAGGCCUGACUAGUAGUUGGGUCGGUGAUGACCAGCGAAUCCCAGGUGUUGUAUGUUUUUUUUUUUUUUUUUUUUUUUUUUU